Molecule: messenger RNA, 5388 nt
Organism: Trypanosoma theileri
Lineage: Eukaryota; Euglenozoa; Kinetoplastea; Trypanosomatida; Trypanosomatidae
Exons: 1
Coding region: 1-5388 (1795 amino acids)
Source: RefSeq, a predicted model, not a curated record
AUGCAGCCGCAGGAUGAACUCGGGGUUCGCGCAGCCCUCGCGGCCCCGCCCUUCUCCGCCUUCUGCGCCCUAAAAAGCGACGAGCCCCCGCGCCGCGGCUCCCUGGCGGCCCUCUGCGGCGGCGAUCCCGCCCAGCGACCGGCGGCGGCCCCGGCCUUCGAGCAGCAGUACCGCAGCCGCCUCCCGCUCCUGCCAACCACCGUGGAGGCGUACGGCCGGUCCGCCGCGGGGGUGGUGGUCGAGCAGAGUCACCUGCGCACACCGAUGGCAUUAGAGAAGAGUAUGCACUUCCUUGUGCAUCACUACUUGCGUGAACCACACACACCGGCGGUAUUUCUGGCGCCUUUUGAUGUUUGGCGGCAUUUGUGGGAUCGUAUGCGACAGGUUCGAACCAAUUGGGUACCACAACUACCACCUGUAGGGACAGAGUGUUCAUACGAUUAUAACUACAGGAGUAGUGGUAAUAGUAGUAAUAGUAAUAAUGGUGAAGAGAAUGAAAACACUGUAGAUGAUGUCGUGUUGCGUACAAUAAAAGAGUCUAAACGACGAUUGCGUUGGUUAGAAUUUACCGUAGCGGCAUUAGCAUUAGGUGGAGCCAACUUGUGCCGUACAACGCAAGGGUGUAAACGAUAUAUGGAGGAAAAACAAAACUUUCUUGAAUCUAUUGCACAGUGUUUUGGUGAUUUGGUACUCUCCUACCGUGCAGAACAGCGUUUACGUAAUUCGGAGAUGUUCUCCGCACUUAUUAUCUUUUAUGGUCUUUCACAGUUAACAAAGAUUGAAAACCGUGCUGGUUUUUGUCGUGUGAUGGAAGUCACUCUUGCCGGUGAUGCCGCUCCUACACAUAUUUUUGAACCCCCCAGUAGUAGUGUAGACUUUGCAAGUGUUUACCGUGAAUUGGCGUGUUUACCACAAAUGGCCAACACCCGUCAUGUACGUACAGUUAUGCGUCUCAUUCACUGUUGGUGUCAACGUGCAUGGUUCCGUUUCUUCUAUUUAUGCCGUACUGCCAGGCUUACAGUCUUGCAGCGGGCGAUGGUAUUUCAUUCUUUUGCCUAUGCUCGUUUUCGUGCUGUGGUAGAUCUCGUCACGGCGAAUGCGGUGGUGUAUAGUAAAGUGCGGGUUCGUGGAGAAAUGGCGGUGGAUCAAUUGGCGGCGUUACUCUUAAUGGAACCCGCCCAUUGUGUGGAAUUACUAGAGACAAUGGGGCUAACAGGACAGAUGAGUGCAGAUCGACGUACCUUAUAUCUCGCCCGGCAUGAUUCCUCUCCAUAUACAACACAAGAAGCGAUUUAUAAACAUUUAGAAGAAACAGGUGGAAAACAACGUCUCUGUUUACCAACGUUUCCAUCUUUUUUUGGUUUUAAAGUAUGGCGUAAGGCAUUUGAUUUGUUUCCAGAUGCACUUAAUGGUAAUGCAGAAAUGGCAGAUUUACGUAAUAUGACGUGUCCAGUUAAUCUUAUGGAAUUAUUAGAACCGUAUUGUCCACCGUAUAAUGAAGAUGUUGCGGCAUUAGAAUUGAGAGAUGCAGGGAAUGAAUGGUUUCAUGAUGUCCAGACAUCAAGGGAACGUAUGCUGUGGAGAUGUAACAAACGCAACUCAUACCGUCGUCAUAUGAAAACCGAUGAGGAUAUUAAUAAUAAUAAUAAUAAUAAUAAUAAUAAUGAGGAUGGGGAUGAUGAGGAAGGGGAAAGAGAAAAUGCUUAUAAUGAUAAUAAUGAUUAUGAUGAUGAUGAUGAUGAUGAAAUGAGCUAUGGAAGUGAUGGGAGUGAUGUAGAGGAAUUGGAUGAACAUGAGAAGGAAUCAAGAAGGGCUGUGAUAGCGGCACUCGAUAGAGAAAGUAAAUCCACUAGUAGUUCUAUCUUUGAUGACUAUGAUGAUGAUGAUAGUGGUAAUGAUGAUAAUAAUAAUAAUAAUAAUAAUAAUGAUAAUACUUCUGGAAUGGUAAAACCAUUGGGAGAAUGGAAAGAAGAGGAAAUGGAAACAACAGAUCAGGAGGGAAAUCCUGAAAGUGAAGAGAAUGAAGUUCUGCGUAACGCCACCACACUGAUUCAAUCCCUGCAAAAUGAUAGAAUGUAUGCUAAAAUACGUGAAGAGAUCAUGCAAGAAAAUAAGCGAAAGAAAUCCCUAUCGAAAGAGACGGAUGAAGAAGAUCGAACAGCCACACCAGCAUCAUCAUCAUCAUCAUCAUUAGCAACAAUGAGAACAACAGAAGAAGAAGAAGAAAAUAAUAAUAAUAAUAAUAAUAAUAAUAAUAAUAAUAAUAAUACAGAAUCCCAACAACAACAACAACAACAACAGAGUUCUAUUCCAUGGUUAAGUCUUCCCCCACCAAAGAAGGAAGUUGUGGUCACACCGUUGCCAAAUGAUCAUCCCGCCAGAAUGUCGCCAAGUCUACGGGCCACUGUAGAGACACCGCAGAGUGUAGCGGCUCCAACAGCCAUGGAUGAAGAGUUAAGAAUAUUGGAGGAACUAAAGGAAGAAGAGGAAGAAGAGGAAGAGGAUAAUGAUAAUGAUGAUGAUGAUGAUGAUGAAGAAAACAGCAGUAAAGAGAGUACUCCUCAUAAACAGCUUAUGGAGAGUCAAACAAAAAGAAGUGAAAUAACGAAAGCAUCACUUUCUUUUCCAGGUGUAUUUCCUCGUGGACCAAUAACCUUUCCAUCUGUCCCUCCUCCUCCAUCAUCAUCACAACAACAACAACAACAACAUCCAUUACAAAAACAACCGAGAAGAGAAAUGGAAGAGGAAAGUAAUGAAAUGCCUUCAAGAACAAAGCGUGUGAGGGCAGAACCCACACAAAAUCGCAUUCCUCCAACUUUCUUUACACCACAACAGGAAAAGGAACGACAAGGUCAACAGUUGGAUCUUAAUAGUAGUCUCACAGAUUCCGUCUCAAGUCGUAUUAUGCUUCUACCGUUUGAAAAGGAACAAGAAGAGCAUUCACGUGGUGGUGUUGUUGAUAAUGAUAAUGAUAAUGAAAAAGAAGAAAGUACAUUACCACGACGACGUAUGCGAUUAGAACAAACAACAACAACAACAACAGCUUCAAUGAUGUUAUCCAAACAACAAUCAUUAGGAAAAGCAGAGGAUGAGUCACAGACAUUUGAUGCUCAGGGAAUGAGAAAAGUAACCUUUGCUACAUCUACCUCUCAAGUCCCACCACAACCACCAUUAAUGAUGCCUCCGCAGAGUUUACCCAUCUCUUCUAAAAGAGUGGGAAUUACGAAAACAGAAGUUAUUACAGAGAGGAAAUCUAAGAGAAUGACGUACCAAGAAACUAUUAAAGCAUAUAUGAAAAAGAAUCCAAAUACAUCACGAGAUUUUAAUACUACUACUACUAGUGGUACACCUCUCUCUAUAGAUAAGAGUGCCUCACUGUUAUCUUCAUCUUCAUUUCUAUCAGGAGUAAGUAAUCCAGUAGAUGAGGAUGCACCACAGUGGAUGCGUGCAUUUGUAGACUAUCUCCUUCGAUUCUUUACCGCAUCUUAUGAUGAUCCCUUAGCGUGUAGAUAUCUCUCUGAAGUUAUUUGUGGUGAUCCAGACGCACAGGCACGUAAACUCGCUGGUUGGUUUUGUCGUGGUUUUACACCCACAAUAAAUGCAUACCCCUGCCAAGAAUUAUUAGUACCGUCUGUAGGUAGUACUACUUCUCUUCAAUCCAUGAAAACACUAAUACUUCACCUAAACUCGACAGUUAUCGUUUUUGGGAGUGGUAUUCGUGAUGAGGAUAAUGAUAAUGAUAAUAAUAAUAGUAAUGAUCUGGAUACAACCGUUUCUUCAUUACAUCGCUCUAUUGUUCGCCCCACAAUGGAGGAGAAGGCGUUAUCUGAACUACUUUCCCUCAUACCAGAAGGCAUUGAUGGUGAUAUCUCAUUAAGAACAAACACCACCACUACUACCCCAAUAGCAUCAACCACAAGAAGAAGAAGAACAACAACAACAAUGAGAAGUAUUUUGCGGGAUUGUUCACUGGGUCGUUGGGUAGCGGCGUUGCUGCUCUCUAAACGAGAUGGUGCAUGUCUCCUCACCUCCAGUUCUGUCUAUGGCAUUAACACAGAAGAUAUGGAUAACGCUGUGGGUGAUAGUAGUGAAGAUAAUGAGGAAGCAGUUUUGCGUAAUGGUGAGAAGAUUGGGCUUUGGGAGCAACUGCAUUCCUUACGUAUGGCCGCUGGAAGAUGUUCCACAGAAAUGGGAUUUGAUUACAUACAACCUGCAGCGAUGACGACAGUGACAACAUCUGCAGGAGCGGCUCUACGGUGUUCAUCAGGCAGAUCACGUGAGGCGAUGGUGCAGACUCAACUCUCACUCUACGCGGUAGACUCUCGCGAUGUUGGACGUCUACGUUGGGCGUCAAGUGAGAAGAAUGAAUGGAAAGGUGAGAAGGAAAGAGAAGAAGAAGAAGAAAAUCAUUCUUCUAUGGAACACCUUACCGCUAUUGUAACUCUAGAUGCACGGCGACCAGCUGAAUAUGAAGAGGGUCUUCAUACACUAACACUUCUUGUGCAGCAGGCGGUGGAGCAGCAGAGUGUUUUCCUCGCGGGUGUUCUUGUUGUUUUGCAUACAUCUAGUGUAGAGAAGGAUGUGGAGUUGCAAGAGAAAGUAGAGAAGUUCUUCUGGGAUAUAUGGAGAGAGUCCACACAUCACAUGGAAACAGUGAGAAAGAGAAGAAGAAGAACAAUAAAAGAGGAGAAGGAAAUACCAUCGUGGCGCCGUGCAUAUCAAGAAACUAUACGUCGUGCUGUCGUUAGUAGAAAACAACAAGAAGGAGAGGAAGAAAAAGAAAAAGAAGAAGAAAAGAAGAAAAAGAUGAGUACAAUGAGCGCCUUACACGCUUCACGUAUCUCUCUUCUUAAAAAGAAGACAGACCGUAGUGGUAGUCAUGUUAGUAAAAGAGUGAAAAAGAAGAAGAAGAAUCAGGGUUUCUUCAGUAAUGUAGAUGCAAAUGAGAUGAUUGGCGCCAAUGCGAAUGAAAGUCCAGUGCCAAUUCCUACAUUUCUCAUUAUGCCCAUCCGCACAGCUAUUAAAGAGGAGGAGACGGGAAUAACGAGAAUAGGCCUUAACAACAACAAUAAUAAUAAGAGAUCUUCACAUAAUAAUAAUAAUAACAAUAAUAAUAAUAAUAAUAAUAAUAAUAAUAAUAAUAAUAAUAAUAAUAAUAAUUCCUAUGGGAAGGAUGGGGAUUUUAUUAUGAACAAUGCGGAGGUCGUGCGAGUGGCCCUUCAGCGAACGGUGAGUGAACUCCUCUACGACUAUGAAACCCAACGGAAGGCAUUUCUGCAGAAUCGAUAUCCACAACCCCAACAACAGGAAGAAGAAGAAAUUGAAGAAAAAGUGGAAAAAGGUUUCACACGAAAGGGAGUGUGUUCAGAGAAAUGGGUGAAGGUAUAA